GUAAGAUUAUUUACAUUUACAUUCGUCUAUCAACGAUUCCCUCCUCAUAAGAUCGUAUGUCGUAUUACCAAUUUGUGUUGUUUCUUAUAAGUUAAAUCUGUGAUUGGACAAUAUUCGAGGAGUACAUCGCCAUCAUAAAUAAUGCCUCCGGAUGUAGCCGUUUAUCGGCGACUCACAUUUCAAGAGAUUAUGAGUUUAGUUCCUCUUCAGGAUACGGUGGUGGAUGGGAAAAUCAUAAAGCGAUAUAUGAGUCAGCGGAAGCCAUGGUGCCCAGAAGAGGAUGUGCCAAUCGCGAGUGAAAAGACCAACCCGGAACGGGACCUAAUGCAGAACUCAGGCCAGCCAAAAGUGGCGUUUGGUGGGCAUGUUUACAGCCAAGCGGGAAUGGCUGUUUCUAGAGCUCUGGCCGAUAUUCAGGCUUCUCAAACAACCUCUCGGAAAGUACUUGGUAUUCAUACUAUUCAUGGCUACUUCUCCGAGGCUGGGUUGAUUGACAGACCUUUCAUAUACCAUGUGACCGCCAUUUCGACCAAUACAUUAUUUCCAAAUCUCUUCGUUACAGUGCGGCAGCCACUAUCACCGAGCACAAACGCCAUCGGGGAUCAUUACCCACUAGCAGACGCCGCCCUUCCUCUCGGCCCGGUCUGCUUCAGCGCUAUUGUAUCAUUUAGGCCACCCGGGAUCUCACAGCAUAUUGCUCAGGAACCACCAGUCCAGAUACGAUUCAAGGAUAUCCUAAGCUUGCGACCGCCAUCUGAGUGGGACCCUGCACCACACAUCGAUAUUGCUAAGAAGCUGGAUGAUUUUCCCAUGAAGAAUCCGGGCUCCUUUCCGGUCGUUGAUAUGAAGAAGGUCGAUUUAACCUCAUUUAAUCAAGGUAAACCCUUGUGCGAUCGUCGGGAGCUACUGUUAUAUCGGCUUCUUGCGCCACUUCCUGCGGAUCAGACAGACUCGCAUAUUCUCGCCCACGCAUACGAGGCGGAUAGGAAUGGGCUUCUAAUGAUAGGAAACCAUGUGGGGUUCGGUUAUGACUUCGCUCGAGCAGCUAGUUUAAGCUAUUCUUUCGUCAUACACGUUAAUCCUGAAGAUGCGGUAAUGUCUUACGGCGAGAACGAAUGGUGGAUCCAAGAGGCAUGCUUUCCUAGGAUUGAGGCUGGGAGGGCUAUUAUUAUGAGCAAGAUUUGGAGUCCAAAGGGUGUCCACGUAGCCACGGAAUACCAGGAUGGCGUAAUACGACGGAAUUGGAAGCCUGGGGAGAGACAGGGCAAGUUGUGAACUGUACGAUCUUGAGCGUAUUGAGAGUUGGCAUUUCUAGCGUAAGAUCAUAUCCUUUGAAUCGACGACUAAUCUAUCUUAAUAUUAGAAAUAUGUCGCAAACAUUGAACAAAGCUAUAGAUCUAAUAUGAAGCGACACAAUUGCUGGC
Annulohypoxylon maeteangense is the source of this 1424-nucleotide messenger RNA. RefSeq names its product Thioesterase/thiol ester dehydrase-isomerase. Bases 142 to 1275 code for a protein of 377 amino acids. Gene Ontology annotation, cellular component: peroxisomal matrix. The record is from RefSeq and is a predicted model, not a curated record. Gene Ontology annotation, biological process: fatty acid catabolic process; acyl-CoA metabolic process. The transcript is spliced from 2 exons. Gene Ontology annotation, molecular function: fatty acyl-CoA hydrolase activity. NCBI's taxonomy places the organism in Eukaryota, Fungi, Ascomycota, Sordariomycetes, Xylariales, Hypoxylaceae.